AAUGCCUUAAUGACUGAAUGCUGGUCUGUAGUUUUAUUGUAGUUGCGUCGUUGCUCUGUCAUACUGAGGAACAACAUCUCGUCUCACUUGUGUCUUUCUCUGCAGAUACUAUGUGUGAAAUGAGAAUAAACCAGUCUUGGAUUUAUUCUUCUUAUUUAUGAUUCAGAUGAACAAGUCCAGGUUCUUCUGAACCUUCAUGGACAUUUGUUCCAUGCUGGCUGUGGAACCGCAUUGACUUGUUGUGACAGGCUCACAUUCACAUCCAGGUGCAAAAAUACAGAUGCAGACAGUGGCUGCAGUGAGCCAGGCUACAGCCACGGGUGCAGAUCAGAGGGUCAAAGGUCAGGACGAGCACCCCAACAACAUCAGACAUGCUGCUGUCACCUCAUGACCACGCUGUCACUGUAAAGACCAGCAGAACGACACACCUGGAGGUUGAUCCACGUCAUUGAAGCCUUUGAUUUUCUCCAAGUGACCAGUCGUGUUGGUGAAUGUUAACCUUCUCCCACAAUCCACCAGGAAGCUAAAGCCCCCCCCCCCCUGGGUUAUGGUAGGAAAACUACCAUAACCCAAGGGGGUUAUGGUAGUUUUCACUACGAAAACUUUUACGACGUCAUAUGUUACUGCUGUUUUGUUGUUAGUUUUUAAUCUUUGAGUUUCUAAUCAGGCCUGAAAAAAUACAAUUGAUUAUUACUAUCAUUAAUAUUAUUAACAGCUGUGGCCUCGUUGGCUCAGUCGCUCCUGGGGGGGACACAGACCGGAAGUCUGACAUUUGGGAAGACCCGCUGUCGUUACUUUCUAAAAAAGCAAAAUGGCGCGCCCGGACUGCAAGGGCGCGAGCGUGCACGUAGCGAACGAGGCCCAACAUGUGGGCGGGAAAAUGCUGCUGCGCCGCUACUCGCGUCCUUCCGGCGGCAGCCAAACAGACCGUCGACACGCGGAGCAGCAGCGACGUGGAGCGCGGAGCCCGACAGCCACGAUCACCGAGCCCGUCCGCGGUCUGACGGGGGGAGCGGGGCUCGCGCAGGAGAAUGAGAGAGCGCUCGCGGGCGGAAGGGCGCAGACAUGAACGGGGCCGUGUACAUCUCCUUCUUCCAGGGCCAGCUGGAGUCCGUGCUGGAGCAGGUCGUUCAGCUCGCCGUCCAGGAAAUCAGCAAGACGGUGGGCUCCAGCCUGAACGCGCUGCUGCUGGAGACCGCCGUGAAGGAGCAGGAAAACCGCCGGCUGCGGCUCCAGCUGCAGGCGCGGGAGAACCGGGGCCGCGGCGCCGCGGAGGACGGCGGCUCGGCGGGGGCCGCUAAAGCCAAGGCCGGGGAGCUGCGGGGGGAUGGCCGCAGGACAAAGCCCUCGCCGCCGCUGCCCUCGCCGCGCGCGCCUGGAGGUCAGGGCGGCGCGCGCGCCGUUCCCUUUGACACCCGCCGCCUGGAGCAGCGAGGACGGGUCGUGGACCAGCUGAAGGUGGUCAUGGAGCAGGUUCUGGACUUUGCUCUGCGAGAGCUGACCAAGAUCGUGGAGGCGUCGGUCGACAACCUCCUGCAGGACAUCUCCAAAAUGGACAGGGAGCAGCAGGCCCUGGAGGAGAAGCUCGGGGGGAACGUCGAGCAGGGGAGGGGGGAAAAGUCUAGGGGGGGCCCAGGAAGGAGGAGGGGAUCGGAAAAUGAUUCGGUAUCCCCUAGCGGGUCUGAGGAUACCCGGGGGGAGCCUGGAGAGGCAUCCAAGGCGACGCCGCCCACAGAUGACACAGAGCGUGCCCCCGCCCUCUCUGCCCCCCAGGAUUGGGUCCCCGUCUUGGACAAGGUUUUUGGUCAGAAGUGGUGCAGCGACAUGUGGCAGAUGAAAGAGCUGGAGGGGGGGGGGACUGGGUGUGGCCUGGGUGAGGAAGGAGGAGACAGGAAGGUGCCUGUCCCCGCCCCUCCUGCGAUCCCGGAGCCAUCUCCCUCCUCCCCUCAGCAGGACCCUCGCUGGACCCCCCUGGAAGACAUGGAGGUGUUCUCCCCCGAUGAAGGAGACACUGCAGAGGCUCAAAGGAGCAGCUCCUCCACAGGACCCCCCCUCAGCCCCACAGGCGAGGGGGCCGCUCCCACCGCCAACGAGCCAAGCGCUGCCAUCUUGGCUGAAGCCCCGCCCUCGUCAGGGAACUGCUCCUCUGCCUCCAUGCUUCAUCGCCUCCUGACGCUGCCCUCUCAGCUCCUCGAGGAGGAGGAUGAAGCUGCUGACAAGGAGGCGCUGGUUUCCCUGGCAACCAAUGGAAGCAACGACUGGCGAGGAGACUCGGAGCUCCCGGUCCCCACUGCCAAGGAGGAGGAGGAGGACGAGGAAGAGGAAGAGGAGGAGGACGAGGAGGACAAAGGAAGGAAGAAGCGGCGGCGGGUCUGGUCCGAGUGUGAGGAGUGUGGUCGGCGGUUCAGCCGGAUGUCCCUCCUGAAGGCGCACCGGCAGACUCACGCCUCUGCAGACGGCGCCACAGACGCGCCCUCGCCCUCUUCUCCUCCGUCCAGCGCCACCUCGCCUCUCCGCUGCUCCGAAUGCGGCAGGCGGUUCUCCUCGUCCACCCGCCUCAACAGCCACAUGCGGACCCACCACGAGAACCGGUCCUGAUUGUGUUCUAAUGGAACAAAGAUGCCCAGGGGGGCUUUUACUCUGAAAAGCUUCAGGAAGUGUGUUCAUCACAGGCAGGUCGGACUUUGGGUUUUGGUCUGGAUCCAGAUACGGACUAUGAAAGGAAA
Molecule: messenger RNA, 2726 nt
Organism: Oryzias latipes (Japanese medaka)
Lineage: Eukaryota; Metazoa; Chordata; Actinopteri; Beloniformes; Adrianichthyidae
Biological process (GO): regulation of gene expression
Cellular component (GO): nucleus
Source: RefSeq, a predicted model, not a curated record